GCGGGAGCGGCGGGAGGCGGCGGCGGCGGCGGGGGCUAACCCGGGGGCCAGAGCCCGCGGCGCCCGCACGGCCGCGGCACGGAGCGCCUCCGCCCCCGGGGCCGCCCCGGCCUGGGCAGCCUUGGCCCCGAGGGCCCCACUGAGUGAGCGGCAUGUGGCACCCCCGGGCCUGCCCAGAGUCCUUCGGCCUGUUGCCCAGCAUCCUCAGGAGGCCCUGACGCCCUGGGGGCACUUCUUCUGUGCACAGGACCACGUGGGGCUUUGCCAUGGUGACAUAAAGGGGCGCGGAGGAAGGAAGGAGCGCGACCGGCCUGCGGACUGUGCCCCUGGCUGGGAGGAAGGGCCGGGGGCCCGGAUCUUCCCCUCCUGCUACCCACCGAGGGCCGCGCUUGCUAAGCGUCUGUGAAUUUGUUGGCCAGUGGACGAUUCUGGUGUCUCCUCCUGCGUGGGGCCUGGGGGUGGCCAGGGCAGGCGGGCCCCCGGCGGCCGAGGUCUCGGGGGCCAGGAUGCCCGCCCUGGCGCGCCUCCGGAGGCUGUGUCGGCACGUGUCCCCGCAGGCUGUCCUUUUCCUGCUGUUCGUCUUCUGCCUCUUCAGCGUUUUUGUCUCGGCCUACUACCUGUAUGGCUGGAAGCGGGGCCUGGAGCCCUCGGCGGACGCCCCCGAGCCUGACUGUGGGGACCCGCCCCCCGUGGCCCCCAGCCGCCUGCUGCCUCUCAAGCCCAUGCAGGCGGCCGCCCCCUCCCGCACGGACCCGCUGGUGCUGGUGUUUGUGGAGAGCCUCUACUCCCAGCUGGGCCAGGAGGUCGUGGCCAUCCUGGAGUCCAGCCGCUUCAAGUACCGCACGGAGAUCGCGCCGGGCAAGGGCGAUAUGCCCACGCUCACCGACAAGGGCCGUGGCCGCUUCGCCCUCAUCAUCUAUGAGAACAUCCUCAAGUACGUCAACCUGGACGCCUGGAACCGGGAGCUGCUGGACAAGUACUGUGUGGCCUACGGCGUGGGCAUCAUCGGCUUCUUCAAGGCCAACGAGAACAGCCUGCUGAGCGCGCAGCUCAAAGGUUUCCCCCUGUUCCUGCACUCCAACCUGGGCCUGAAAGACUGCAGCAUCAACCCCAAGUCACCGCUGCUCUACGUGACGCGGCCCAGCGAGGUGGAGAAGGGCGUGCUGCCCGGCGAGGACUGGACGGUGUUCCAGUCGAACCACUCCACCUACGAGCCGGUGCUGCUGGCCAAGACGCGCUCCUCCGAGUCCAUCCCGCACCUGGGCGCGGACGCCGGGCUGCACGCCGCGCUGCACGCCACGGUGGUCCAGGACCUGGGCCUGCACGACGGCAUCCAGCGCGUGCUCUUUGGCAACAACCUCAACUUCUGGCUGCACAAGCUGGUCUUCGUCGAUGCUGUGGCCUUCCUGACGGGCAAGCGCCUCUCGCUGCCUCUGGACCGCUACAUCCUGGUGGACAUCGAUGACAUCUUUGUGGGCAAGGAGGGCACGCGCAUGAAGGUGGAGGAUGUGAAGGCCCUGUUUGAUACGCAGAAUGAACUACGCACACACAUCCCAAACUUUACCUUCAACCUGGGCUACUCAGGGAAAUUCUUCCACACAGGUACUGAUGCUGAGGACGCCGGGGAUGAUCUGCUGCUGUCGUAUGUGAAGGAGUUCUGGUGGUUCCCCCACAUGUGGAGCCACAUGCAGCCCCACCUUUUCCACAACCAGUCGGUGUUGGCCGAGCAGAUGGCCCUGAACAAGAAGUUCGCUGUCGAGCACGGCAUCCCCACAGACAUGGGCUAUGCAGUGGCGCCCCACCAUUCGGGGGUGUACCCUGUGCAUGUACAGCUGUACGAGGCCUGGAAGCAGGUGUGGAGCAUCCGCGUGACCAGCACAGAGGAGUACCCCCACCUGAAGCCGGCCCGCUACCGCCGUGGCUUUAUCCACAACGGCAUCAUGGUCCUCCCGCGGCAGACAUGCGGCCUCUUCACACACACCAUCUUCUACAAUGAGUACCCUGGUGGCUCCAGUGAGCUGGACAAGAUCAUCAAUGGGGGCGAGCUCUUCCUCACUGUGCUCCUCAAUCCUAUCAGCAUCUUCAUGACACACCUGUCCAACUAUGGGAAUGACCGCCUGGGCCUGUAUACCUUCAAGCACCUGGUGCGCUUCCUGCACUCCUGGACCAACCUCCGGCUGCAGACGCUGCCCCCAGUGCAGCUGGCCCAGAAGUACUUCCAGAUCUUCUCCGAGGAGAAAGACCCGCUCUGGCAGGACCCCUGUGAGGACAAACGCCACAAAGACAUCUGGUCCAAGGAGAAGACAUGUGACCGCUUCCCAAAGCUCCUCAUCAUUGGCCCCCAGAAAACAGGCACCACGGCCCUCUACCUGUUCCUGGGCAUGCACCCGGACCUCAGCAGCAACUACCCCAGCUCAGAGACCUUUGAGGAGAUCCAGUUUUUUAAUGGCCACAACUAUCACAAAGGCAUCGACUGGUACAUGGAGUUCUUUCCUAUCCCCUCCAACACCACCUCCGACUUUUACUUUGAGAAAAGCGCCAACUACUUUGAUUCGGAAGUGGCGCCCCGGCGAGCAGCUGCUCUGUUACCCAAGGCCAAGGUCCUGACCAUCCUCAUCAACCCAGCAGACCGGGCCUAUUCCUGGUACCAGCACCAGCGCGCACACGAUGACCCGGUGGCCCUGAAGUACACCUUUCACGAGGUGAUCACGGCUGGGCCUGACGCGUCCUUGAAGCUGCGUGCCCUCCAGAACCGCUGCCUGGUCCCCGGCUGGUACGCCACCCACAUCGAGCGCUGGCUCAGCGCCUUUCAUGCCAACCAGAUCCUGGUCCUGGAUGGCAAACUGCUGCGAACAGAACCUGCCAAAGUGAUGGACACAGUGCAAAAGUUCCUUGGGGUGACCAACACUAUUGACUACCACAAAACCUUGGCGUUUGAUCCAAAGAAAGGAUUUUGGUGCCAACUGCUUGAAGGAGGAAAAACCAAGUGUCUGGGCAAAAGCAAGGGCCGGAAAUACCCAGAGAUGGACCUGGAUUCCCGCGCCUUCCUGAAGGACUAUUAUCGGGACCACAACAUCGAGCUUUCCAAGCUGCUGUACAAGAUGGGCCAGACCCUGCCCACCUGGCUGCGGGAGGACCUCCAGAACACCAGAACAAUACUCCAGGAGGCAGUGUGGACUGGUGGGGGACCACUGAUGGGGAGCAGGGGGCUGGACCUGUGCCCUGGCUUGUGCCUUGCUUCGCUCCAACAAGGAUUUCAGGCCUUUCUCAAGGACACAGAAGGGACAGCAAGAUGGCGUCAAUUAAAAUCAGGUGAGAAAACAGGCGGAUGGGGGGAGGGGGGGUGCGGAGAAUGUGGAGGCAAGAUAAAGGCUCAGAAAUGCAGGCAAAAUUUGGGGCAAGAUCUUUCCUUUUAAGAAAAUGCAUUUUUUUAAAAAAUCACAAAAAUUGUAGAUGUCCAUUGUGGAAAAUUGAGAACAUGCAGACAAAUGAGAAGAAAAUAUUUGAAAGUGUAUCCCACCACUCAGAUAACCACUGUUCCUAUUUUAGGACUUUGCCCUUCUGUCUGAUGUGUCAAGUUGCUCUUGUAGAAAUGGGAGUGUACUGA
Molecule: messenger RNA, 3607 nt
Organism: Nyctereutes procyonoides (raccoon dog)
Lineage: Eukaryota; Metazoa; Chordata; Mammalia; Carnivora; Canidae
Gene: NDST1
Product: N-deacetylase and N-sulfotransferase 1
Exons: 16
Coding region: 507-3416 (969 amino acids)
Cellular component (GO): Golgi apparatus
Molecular function (GO): heparan sulfate N-sulfotransferase activity; deacetylase activity
Source: RefSeq, a predicted model, not a curated record